Lasiosphaeria miniovina is the source of this 528-nucleotide messenger RNA. RefSeq lists its product as uncharacterized. The transcript is spliced from 3 exons. The coding region runs from base 1 to 528 and encodes 175 amino acids. Lineage: Eukaryota; Fungi; Ascomycota; Sordariomycetes; Sordariales; Lasiosphaeriaceae. The record is from RefSeq and is a predicted model, not a curated record.
AUGAGUAGAUGGCGCAUAUUCACUCUGAACGCACCCCGCAUUUCUUUCUACGCGCAGGUCUGCGCCUACCUCGUUGUAGCCAGGCCGAAGCGGCGUAGCACCUGCUGUAACGGCCGGCGCAGGCACGGGACGCACGCGGUGAAGGCGAUCUGCUCCUCGACCAGCGACUACGUGCCUAUGGAGAUGCCCUCGGAGAUGCCCUCGAGGUUGGAGUCGUCGGUUUUGCCAAAGUCUGCCGCGAUAACGGCCUUCACGACGUACGCGGCCGCGGCAAAGAUGCCGAGCGCUAUCAACACACCGAUAACGACGCGCCCACGCAACGAGAUCUGCACGCGCCGCAGGAACAUCAUCGGCGCCAGGGCGAAGAUGACGUCUGGAGGUGCCGACAUGGGCCCCGGUCCCGGCGGCCGAGGUCCUCGCCGCGGCCGUCGACCUCAGCAUUACGGCGCUACCCACCAUUACCAUCAUCAUCAGCAGCAGCAGCAGCAGCAGGAGCAGCAGCAACAGCCGCCGCAGCACGUCAACUAG